Molecule: messenger RNA, 2533 nt
Organism: Pimephales promelas (fathead minnow)
Lineage: Eukaryota; Metazoa; Chordata; Actinopteri; Cypriniformes; Leuciscidae
Gene: alas2
Product: 5'-aminolevulinate synthase 2
Biological process (GO): hemoglobin biosynthetic process; erythrocyte development; heme biosynthetic process
Cellular component (GO): mitochondrion; mitochondrial matrix
Molecular function (GO): pyridoxal phosphate binding; 5-aminolevulinate synthase activity
Source: RefSeq, a predicted model, not a curated record
AGGGUGUGAGCAGAGUGACUGACAGACUCAAUUGCUGACUCAAUCUCCUUUGCUGUUCGCUUGAGUGUCUGCCGUCGUUCAGAAGUUCGUCCUCAGUGCAGGUCAACAGCUGUUAAAAUCAUGUCUUCUUUUCUGCAUCACUGCCCAUUCCUGAAGUCCACUCCUGGCCCUUCUUUAAGAAAUGUGGCAGCUUGCCUCGGCUUGGCUGACCGAUGUCCGAUCAUUGUCCGCCAGAUCUCUGUAAAAGCCACCCAAUCCUCUGAGGGAAAUGGCCUGCUUCCUCACAAGGAGCCAAAGCGACAGCUGGCGACCACAGCGACUCAGGUGGCGAUCUCCAUGUCCCAAAGCUGUCCUUUCGUUUCCUCGAAGAUUGGACUGGUCAAGGCAAGUCCUCAAGUACAAGAGGAUGUUCAGCCUAAUCUGAAUCAAGACACCACAUCAGGUUUAAUGAGCUCGAUGUUCAGUGGCUUGCAAAGUCAUCAGUCCACUGGUCCUACACACCUUCUUCAGGACAAUUUUGCCACAGCCAGUUUCAACUACGAUGACUUCUUCACUCAGAAGAUUGUGGAAAAGAUGAAUGACCAUACCUACCGCAUCUUUAAGACGGUGAACCGUUUUGCAGAGGUUUUCCCGUUUGCUGAGGACUACUCCAUCCCUGGACGUUUGGGUUCCCAGGUGUCUGUAUGGUGCAGUAAUGAUUACCUGGGCAUGAGCCGACAUCCCAAAGUUGUCAAGGCCAUAAGAGAGGCUUUGGAGAGGCAUGGUGCUGGAGCAGGUGGAACCCGAAAUAUCUCUGGGACGAGUAACUAUCACGUGGCCCUGGAGAGUGAGCUGGCCCGUUUACACCUGAAAGAUGGAGCACUAGUCUUUUCUUCCUGCUUUGUUGCCAAUGAUUCCACCCUCUUUACUUUGGCUAAAAUGCUCCCAGGCUGUGAGAUUUACUCAGACAUGGGCAAUCACGCCUCCAUGAUCCAGGGCAUCCGGAACAGUGGGGCUAAACGUUUCAUUUUCCGACACAAUGAUGCCGGUCACCUGGAGGAACUACUCAGCCGCUCAGACCCACUCACACCCAAAAUUGUGGCUUUUGAGACUGUGCAUUCAAUGGAUGGUGCAAUUUGCCCUCUAGAAGAACUGUGUGACGUAGCACACAAAUAUGGUGCUCUGACUUUUGUGGAUGAAGUCCAUGCUGUCGGACUGUAUGGGGCUCAUGGAGCAGGUGUAGGAGAGAGAGACAACAUCAUGCACAAGAUCGAUAUUGUCUCUGGAACUCUAGGUAAGACACAUACAGUCAAUGUCAAGUGCAUGAUUUUAUCCAGUACUACUGUAGUCACCUGUGUUCUUGCCCUAAUCCUUUUCAUCAAGAUGGUUACAUUGUUUGAAAUAUCUGUAGGCAAGGCAUUUGGAUGUGUGGGAGGGUACAUAGCCAGCACUGCCGCCCUGGUGGACACUGUGCGAUCAUAUGCCGCUGGGUUUAUCUUCACUACCUCCUUGCCUCCCAUGGUGCUGGCGGGGGCUCUGGAAUCGGUGCGAGUGCUGAAGAGCGCUGAAGGCCAGGCCUUGCGUAGAGCCCAUCAGAGAAACGUCAAACUCAUGAGACAGCUGCUGCUGGACGCUGGGCUGCCUGUGGUCAACUGCCCCAGCCACAUCAUUCCUAUACGGGUUGGAAAUGCAGAGAAGAACUCCAAGGUGUGCGACGUUCUGUUGGAGAAACACAACAUCUAUGUGCAGGCCAUAAAUUACCCGACGGUGCCUCGUGGGGAGGAGCUACUGCGGUUGGCUCCUUCCCCUUUCCACAACCCCGUUAUGAUGAACUACUUUGUAGAGAAACUGUUGGAUGUCUGGCAAGAGGUUGGACUACCACUGAAUGGACCGGCUAUGGCCUCAUGCACCUUCUGUGAUCGGCCUCUCCAUUUUGACCUCAUGAGCGAGUGGGAGAAGUCCUACUUUGGGAACAUGGAGCCUAGGUACAUCACUGUGGCUGCACAGUGAAUGAGUUUCAACACACCAAGAUGAAGAUCUGAUUAAUCAGAUUUGAUUGAAUCUCCUCCGAUCUAGAAUAUUUUCAUGGUAUCUAAGCUAAAGGUAAAGAGUGCUCAAAAUGUCCUAAAUCAUUUAAAGCAAUGUUUGUGGCAAAAUUAGUAUUUCUGUAUUGUUUGCUGUGACUGUUAAUGAUGCAAGAAGAAUUUGUUUUCACAUAUACAUAAAAGUGUACCACUAAAAUGAGAUAUUAAGACUUGGCUGAAUUUCCCAUUAACUGUGUGUACCCUCUGUAUGACGGCAAACCUGCACACGGCCACUUUUUGGUAGUUUACUAUUAUUAAAUGUAUGAAUGUCAAUCAUGGUUUUCAAUAAUACCCCAAUAUGUGAUUAUAUGUAGGCUAAUGUUUACUAACAGCUACAUUAAGACUCUGCCACAUGUCCCUUUUCUUGUUUUGGACCAUUUUAUUCUCUUGUACUCAAAUUCAUGAAUUUAAAAAUUCAAUAAAUAUUAUCAGUUCCAAUAAAAUGGCUCUGAUAACUACUUAAAACCACU